CUCGGGAGCUGCGGAGCCCGGAGCCCGGGACUGCGAGCCGCCGGCGCCGUGGAGGUAUUCUAUAAGUGACUUUCACCAUGGGAGAGAUAGAGCAGAGGCCGACCCCAGGGUCUCGACUGGGGGCCCCGGAGAAUUCGGGGAUCAGUACAUUAGAACGUGGACAGAAGCCGCCCCCAACGCCUUCAGGAAAACUCAUGUCCAUCAAGAUCCAGAUGCUGGAUGACACCCAAGAGGCGUUUGAAGUUCCACAAAGAGCUCCGGGGAAGGUGCUGCUGGAUGCAGUCUGCAACCACCUCAACCUCGUGGAAGGCGACUAUUUUGGCCUUGAGUUUCCUGACCACAAAAAGAUCACGGUGUGGCUGGACCUCUUAAAACCUAUCGUGAAACAGAUUCGAAGGCCAAAGCAUGUCGUUGUUAAGUUUGUAGUGAAAUUCUUUCCACCUGACCACACACAACUCCAAGAGGAACUCACAAGGUACCUGUUUGCUCUGCAGGUGAAGCAGGACUUGGCUCAAGGCAGGUUGACGUGCAACGACACCAGUGCAGCUCUCCUGAUUUCACACAUCGUACAGUCGGAGAUUGGGGAUUUUGAUGAAGCAUUGGACAGAGAGCACCUAGCAAAAAAUAAGUACAUACCUCAGCAAGAUGCACUAGAAGACAAAAUCGUGGAGUUUCAUCACAACCACAUUGGACAAACACCAGCAGAGUCAGAUUUCCAACUCCUGGAGAUUGCCCGUCGGCUGGAGAUGUAUGGAAUCCGGUUGCACCCCGCCAAGGACAGGGAAGGCACAAAGAUCAAUCUGGCCGUGGCCAACACGGGAAUUCUAGUGUUUCAGGGUUUCACAAAGAUCAACGCCUUCAACUGGGCCAAGGUGCGGAAGCUGAGCUUUAAGAGGAAGCGCUUUCUCAUCAAGCUGCGGCCGGACGCCAAUAGCUCUUACCAGGACACCUUGGAAUUCCUAAUGGCCAGCCGGGAUUUUUGCAAGUCCUUCUGGAAAAUCUGCGUUGAACAUCAUGCCUUUUUUAGACUUUUUGAAGAGCCCAAACCAAAGCCAAAACCUGUUCUCUUUAGUCGAGGGUCAUCAUUCCGGUUCAGUGGUCGGACCCAGAAGCAGGUUCUCGACUAUGUUAAGGAAGGAGGACAUAAGAAGGUGCAGUUCGAAAGAAAACACAGCAAGAUUCAUUCUAUCAGGAGCCUUGCGACACAGCCCACAGAACUGAACUCAGAAGUGCCAAAACAGUCUCCACAGAGCACCAGCCUUAGGUUUGGAGAAGGGGCCGAAUCUCCCGGUGGCCAGAGCUGCCAGCAAGGAAAGGAACUGAAUGUUUCGGAGUCGGGACCGCGUCACAGCCCCACUCUGAAGAAGAGCCCCUCAGGUGACCAGCAGGCGGAUGGAGCCGUCACGGCACCGGCAGAGGAAGAGGAGGAGGCCGCUAAGGACAGGACCCAGCAGAGUAAACGGCAGCCCCCGCAGCCAGGCACAGGCUCCCUGACUGGUAGCCCUCACCUUUCAGAGCUGUCCGUCACUUCCCAGGGAGGAGCUGCCCCCGCCACCGUGACCUUGUCCCCCAACCUGAGCCCUGACACCAAGCAGGCAUCUCCCUUGAUCAGCCCGCUGCUCAGCGACCAGGCCUGCCCGCGGACGGAGGACGAGGAGGAGGGCCGCAGAAAGAGAUUCCCGACUGACAAAGCGUACUUCAUCGCUAAGGAAGUAGCCACCACCGAGCGAACAUAUCUGAAGGAUCUGGAAGUCAUCACUUCAUGGUUUCAGAGCGCAGUGAGCAAAGAGGAUGCUAUGCCAGAAACAUUGAAAUGUCUCAUAUUCCCAAAUUUUGAACCUUUGCACAAAUUUCAUACCAAUUUUCUCAAGGAAAUUGAGCAGCGACUUGCCCUGUGGGAAGGCCGCUCAAACGCCCACAUCAGAGGAGAUUACCAAAGAAUCGGGGACAUCAUGCUGAAGAACAUUCAGGGCAUGAAGCACCUGGCGGCUCACCUGUGGCAGCACAGCGAGGCCCUGGAGGCGCUGGAGACUGGCAUCAAGGGCUCGCGGCGGCUAGAAGCCGCGUGCAGGGAUUUCGAGCUGCAGAAGGUGUGCUACCUGCCGCUCAACACCUUCCUGCUGCGCCCGCUGCACCGGCUCAUGCACUACAAGCAGGUCCUGGAGCGGCUGUGCAAGCACCACCCACCCAGCCACGCCGACUUCCGGGACUGCCGAGCCGCGCUGGCAGAGAUCACUGAAAUGGUGGCACAGCUCCAUGGUACGAUGAUCAAGAUGGAGAAUUUCCAGAAGCUGCAUGAACUCAAGAAGGAUUUGAUUGGCAUUGACAAUCUGGCGAUUCCAGGCAGGGAGUUCAUCCGCCUGGGCAGCCUCGGCAAGCUCUCAGGGAAGGGGCUCCAGCAGCGCAUGUUUUUCCUGUUCAACGACGUCCUGCUAUACACAAGCAGGGGGCUGACGGCCUCGAAUCAGUUUAAAGUCCACGGGCAGCUCCCGCUCUACGGCAUGACGAUCGUGGAGAGUGAAGAUGAGUGGGGGGUGCCGCACUGCCUCACCCUGCGGGGCCAGCGGCAGUCCAUCGUCGUGGCCGCCAGUUCUCGGUCUGAGAUGGAGAAGUGGGUCGAGGACAUCCAGAUGGCCAUUGAUCUGGCAGAGAAGAGCAGUGGCCCCACCCCCGAGUUCCUGGCCAGCAGCCCCCCAGACAACAAGUCUCCUGAUGAAGCCACAACGGCCGACCAGGAGUCAGAGGAUGACCUGAGUGCAUCCCGCACCUCUCUGGAGCGCCAGACCCCUCACCGCGGCAACACCAUGGUGCACGUGUGCUGGCACCGCAACACCAGCGUCUCCAUGGUGGACUUCAGCAUUGCUGUGGAGAAUCAGUUGUCUGGGAACCUGCUGAGGAAAUUCAAAAACAGCAACGGGUGGCAGAAGCUGUGGGUGGUGUUCACAAACUUCUGCCUAUUCUUCUACAAGUCACACCAGGACAAUCAUCCCCUUGCCAGCCUGCCUCUGCUCGGGUAUUCACUCACCAUCCCCUCAGAAUCCGAGGACAUCCACAAAGACCACGUGUUCAAGCUGCACUUCAAGUCCCACGUGUACUACUUCAGGGCAGACAGCGAGUACACGUUUGAAAGGUGGAUGGAAGUGAUCCGAAGUGCCACCAGCUCAGCCUCACGGGCCCAUGUUUUGAGCCACAAAGAAUCUCACGCGUAUUGACAACCAGGCACAUUUGUUGGUGGAUCCCGCGGUGGCUGCUUUCUUCUGUAUUAACGGAGCCUUGUAACAUUAACACCUGUCUGAGAGACACCCUGGUCUCACUGCAGCUCUCUUCUGUCUCCAUGGAAGCAUUUUUAACCUUGUCCUUUCAGCUGUUAAUUUCUCAUCGGAACAGAACAGUGAUCCCAGCUCCGGUCCCGGGUGGCAUUUCAUCUUAUCAUUCUCUUGGGGGGCUGUUCUUUAGCUUAUGACAGUAUUAAAACAUUGUCAUUAAGAGAGUGCCAAAUGACAUUUCUUCCUCCACACUGCACCAUAAAAGCAGUACAGACACAUCGUUCAACCAUGAGACAGGGCAAGUGCUCUUCUUUUUCUUAAAGAAACUGUUAUUUUCAUCUACAGGUUGCUGCAUUUAAAAAAAAUUUUUUUUUCCAGUGUUUGCGGUAUGUGGCAAAGUCUUAAGUAACUGAGAUCAUUUUCAGAUUUUUUUCCCAAUCUUUCUACUUUUAUAAUAUUAAAUAAUAGGCAGUUCGUAGGACUCACUUCUUUGAUUAAUAAGCAAUUUACAGCACACUACGUCCCACCUAAGGGUUUCACGCUCCAAUGAAAACAUUUGUUACUGACCUCCUUCUUGGCACAACUUGACCAAACCACGGAAGCGAUUACUGUCCACAAACCGUAGCGGGGUGUCUUCUGCUGGAGCAGAAACACAGUGCAAUAUCUGGACUGUCGCUGUACUGUGAGUGGCAUACACAGUGGGAAGAUGCUAAGCUGUGGUGUUUUGCUGUCUGUGUCACAAGCAUGAAAACCUGUAUGUCAUUGAUCAGGGCCAUUUGUGAUAUGUUCCGUGAUAAGUGUUUUUGUGAGCAUCGUGGCUGCAGCAGCACGAUGAAGUAAUGGUACGUAACCCCCAGUGCCCCACACCUUCCUUCAACUGUGGUUUGAAACUGCACAUCCUCUAGUAGUAUAUAUUAUGCCUGUCCUCAGAAACUUCCUACUCCUGUCCCCCGGUAUGGGGUCACAACAGUAUGCCGCCGCACCUCCUUGACAUUUGGACUACACAGGAAACACGGUUUCCAACCACUUGGGCCUACUACUCGAAAGGCAUUUGCCUAUUCCCUUAGUAUUCGUAAGCCCUGUCUUAACAAGUCCAGAAGGUCCAGAGCAGCAGCCCACCAACACAGUUCUUCCCCAGGCCGGCCAGGACGCAGGGAGACACCCCCUCUGCAGAGUGUGACGAUAUACACAGAAACGGGGAUUUACCAAUGGACAAGUAGCUUGACACGUGUUAAUCAUUUGCCUUACAGUAUGUACCAGAUGGUUUAAAGUACUAACAAAAGGGAAUAAAAAUACCUCACGCCA
Molecule: messenger RNA, 4571 nt
Organism: Otolemur garnettii (small-eared galago)
Lineage: Eukaryota; Metazoa; Chordata; Mammalia; Primates; Galagidae
Gene: FARP1
Product: FERM, ARH/RhoGEF and pleckstrin domain protein 1
Exons: 27
Coding region: 78-3212 (1044 amino acids)
Cellular component (GO): cytoskeleton
Molecular function (GO): guanyl-nucleotide exchange factor activity; cytoskeletal protein binding
Source: RefSeq, a predicted model, not a curated record